Spea bombifrons (plains spadefoot toad) is the source of this 951-nucleotide messenger RNA. Its product is annotated as dehydrogenase/reductase SDR family member 4-like. The record is from RefSeq and is a predicted model, not a curated record. Lineage: Eukaryota; Metazoa; Chordata; Amphibia; Anura; Pelobatidae. Gene Ontology annotation, molecular function: carbonyl reductase (NADPH) activity. The coding region runs from base 37 to 858 and encodes 273 amino acids. The transcript has 8 exons.
GAUAUUAACACAAACGUUUGAAUCAUAUGAACGAAGAUGCUUUCGAAGAAAAUCCAUCCCUGUAACCAGGCAAAGGUUGAUAUAACAUCUGGAACUGGAAAUGAGAAAGGUCUCAAUGGAAAAGUGGCUAUUGUGACAGGAUCUACAUACGGUAUUGGACUGGCUAUGGCACGUCGCUUGGCACAAGAUGGUGCUCAUGUCAUCUUGUCUAGUCGCAUUCAGAAAAAUGUGGAUACAGCUGUGGAGAAACUUAAGAAUGAGGGUCUGAGUGUUAUUGGAAUAGUUUGUCAUGUGGGUAAUGAAGAAGAACGGAAGCAAUUAGUGGAAAAGGCCCUGGAACUAUAUGGUAAAAUUGACAUUCUCAUCUGUAAUGCUGCUGUAAAUCCAUUCGUUGGUCCACUUAUGGAAACCACUGAAGAGAUGUGGAAAAAGGUGUUUGAAGUGAACGUUAUCUCAACCUUUCUAAUGAUAAAGCUUGUUGUACCACACAUGCAAAAACAAGGAGCUGGAAUAAUUAUUAUCUGUUCUUCAUUUAUUGGUUAUAUACCUCAUCCGUAUGUAGGCCCUUAUGCAAUAUCUAAGACAACCCUACUUGGAAUGACCAAUGUUUUGGCUCAGGCUUUGCGCCCCAUGAAUAUCAGAGUAAAUGGUCUAGCACUGGGACUGAUCAAUACUAAAUUCAGUGAUGUGAUUAAAAAGACUGAAGAAUUGGAAAAGAUGAUAAUACCUGUUGGUGUUCAAAGGUUUGGAGAACCAGAAGAAUGUGCCAGUGUUGCUUCAUUUCUGUGCUCCAAAGAUGCCACAUAUAUUAAUGGAGAAAACAUUGCCGUAACAGGAGGUAUUCUUGGGAGACUUUAAAUACAAUGCAAUAAAGAAACAGCUGGAAGACAUGCAUUUAUGAUUUUCUAUACAAGCAUAUAAUGCUUCUAUAUAAGCAAAUUAAAAUAAAAC